AGGCUGGAAUAAGCAUUUUGAUAUUUGUAGGGGACGUAUAUAAUAAAACAAUAUAUUAUCCAAAGGAAAUGUGAAAUGAUGAAUGGAAUUAUUAUUUCUAGGAAAUGGCAUCAUGGACACAACCGUUGACUUGAUCUGAGAAACCCUUACUUUAAUUUCCCAUCUGAAAUUACCCAAAGUUCAUCAAUUGAGAAAGCUUAUAAUAGAGAUCAGGAGGGGAAGUGAAAACAGGUGUGUUUAAGUUUAACCAAGUUUGAAAUAUGGCGACGAGAGGAUUUCUGAGUCCCAGAAGGUCCAGACCGGGGGCAACAGAGCAGGGAGGAAGUGAUGAAAGAAAAAAUCAAUACAAAAUGAACCAUAGAUCUUCCACUAUUUCAAGUUUGAACCCAUCAAAAUCCCCGUCGACGGAGAAUUUGCAACAAGAAGUAGCAGCCUCAAAUAAGAAGGGUAUUUUCAGCUCCAAAUCUGCCCCUGAAUCAGCCCUUAACUCAGCAACUCCCGCUCCCACUCGCCGCACAACCAAGAAGGGAAAAGUUAAGGAUGAUGGUGGAAAAUCAAUACACAAAUCGGUGAGUUCAGACACAAUUGACCAAUAUAAUUCUCAAAGCAAUGCUCCGACAAUAUUAUGUAAAAUAUAUGAGGAGAUUGCAUCUCAUCGUCAUGGAAACUCAACCAUUAAAUCUUACUUCAGAAACCUCAAGGCAUUAUGGGAUGAAGCUGCUGCUCCAACCAAUCCAUCUUCCUCCGAUCAAAUUGUGGAGCAGACUGAGCUCAUGGAAAGAGAGAAACUAAUGCAAUUUCUUUUGGGACUAAACGAUUCUUAUUCCUCCCUUUGCUCCCAAAUCCUUCUUGUGAGGCCAUCUCCGACCGUGGACCAAGCUUAUUCUCUAAUAGUUCGAGAAGAGAAAACUAGGAAAUCGAAAACUUCCAAAAAGGUCAAUUUAAUGUAGUAAUCAAAAGACAUGUUCGCUUCUUUACAACCAAACCUUCCAACAAGGCUGAUAAUAAAGCUUUCAUUUUUCCUUUUUCUUAUUUUGAAUUACA
Molecule: messenger RNA, 1044 nt
Organism: Benincasa hispida (wax gourd)
Lineage: Eukaryota; Viridiplantae; Streptophyta; Magnoliopsida; Cucurbitales; Cucurbitaceae
Source: RefSeq, a predicted model, not a curated record